This is a messenger RNA of Tripterygium wilfordii, 983 nucleotides long. RefSeq names its product glucose-induced degradation protein 4 homolog. The transcript is spliced from 8 exons. The record is from RefSeq and is a predicted model, not a curated record. The coding region runs from base 79 to 723 and encodes 214 amino acids. NCBI's taxonomy places the organism in Eukaryota, Viridiplantae, Streptophyta, Magnoliopsida, Celastrales, Celastraceae. Gene Ontology annotation, biological process: protein targeting to vacuole; negative regulation of gluconeogenesis; protein catabolic process in the vacuole. Gene Ontology annotation, cellular component: GID complex; extrinsic component of membrane.
GCUUUUGUUGGGAUCAUAUUCACGGCUCAACAUUACCAGCAAAGGGCUCCAAAACAAGAUUUAGAUCGACGAUCAAGAAUGCCUGUAAGAGUGGUGGAAAACUCAGCUCCGUCUCAUGUUUCAGAUGCGAAUUCUGGACACACUUCGCCGCCUGCGUGUUCACUUUUGAGUGUUGGACAGGCCUUUUCUGGUACCCAGAAUGUUUCUAGUCUACAGAAGGAUGAAGCAUGGAGAGUUAAUGUACGUAUCCAAGGAUGUGACCUUGAUAAUGGGUAUCUAUGUGGUGUUAUGGAAGCUCUUAAUGUUCCUAUGGCAGACACACCUGUAGUAACCUUCUGGGAAGGAGAGAUUGUAGAUACAAAGAACUAUACCUUCUUUACUGGCAAAUGGGAAGCAACACCAGAAGAUGAUAUAAGGCAUUGGACCAAGUUUCCAUCGUUUUCUUCUCUUCUUAGCCAAGUAAAGGUUGAUGGUGGGAAAUCUUUGGAUUUGAGCAACUGCCCAUACAUUUUUAUGAGAUGGAAAGAGCGAUAUUUUGUGAAUGUUGGAACAGACUGUGGAUUAACCAUAGCUGGUUUCUACUAUGUUUGUUUCUCAUGUAGUGAUGGCUCGAUAAAUGGCUUCUACUAUGAUCCUAAUAGCAGCCCAUUUCAGAAGCUUGAGCUGAAAUCUACGAAUGAGGGAAGAUUUGGUUUCAGUUUUUCAUCUUAUGAGUUGCAGUGACCAUAAAAUGUAGGCGAGUUCAUCGGUUUACAUUUCUGGAAACUGAGAUGAAGAUGCGGAGACUCAUUGAUGACAAUUGACAAUUAAUGUGUUUCAAAGAAAUUUUCUUGUAAAAACUUGAAGAAAUAUUCAUCUUUCCUGUAAACACACGGGGUUGUGUGGUUAUUAUCACCAUAUAUGCAUUAUGUAGUCGUUGCUCAAGACGUUUAUUACAUAUUUUGUUAUUAUUUGUAAAUUUACCAAUGAAGGCGUGAGUGUUA